AUGGUGCACGAUUUUCUCAGUAGCGGUAUGUGGCGCGAUCUGUUCGAUCGUGUGUUCUGGGUGCCUUUGAGGAACUUGAAGGAGCGACCAGCCCCUGGAUAUAACCUCGAGAGGUUUUUCUUUGACGAGUUCUUUCGGCCUGAAGGAGACAGGUCAGGCAAGCUAUUCGCCGAGGAGACUACCAAGGCGCUGAAGGACAAUCGAACGCUGUUUGUCCUUGAUGGUUGGGAUGAAGUGGAUCGCAUUGCCAACGCCGGCUCUGACAUGUCCAGUUUUCUACGCGAGUUACUCCAUCGACCCAAUGUCAUCAUCACGUCGCGGCCGUCUGCUAGUAUUCCUGUCCCAGACCAGCAGCCAAUUGACCUGGAACUUGAAACGAUCGGAUUCAACCCGACUCAAGUGGACGAGUAUAUCGAAAAAACGCACGGUAAAACGAAUGCAAAGAAGGUGGAUGAAAUCAAGACUUUCCUCCAAAGCCACGAGCUUGUCAGAAGUCUCGUCAGAAUACCGAUACAGCUGGAUGCUUUCUGUUACUGCUGGAACGAUUUCAACAGCGACCGUGGAAAUAUGCCAGAGACUAUAUCCGCACUAUACCAGGCCAUUCAAACGAGUUUGUGGAAGAAAGAUAUUGAGCAGCUCGAAAAAGAGCAUUGGAGGAAGAGAAUCCAAGCCAGCGAUUUGAAGAAUGCUGAUCAACUUGGUGUCGAAAAACACGUCAAGGAUGAGGUCGGUUUCCUCGAGUACCUUGCUUUUGUUGGGCUGGUCGCCGACAAACUGGAGUUCGAGUCGGACUACCUCAACGAGUGUGCGACCAACAGCGGCUCAGAUCUUAUGCUCGACAAAACACUACCAUGCCUGUCAUUUCUCCGAAGCUCAGAACCCUCGGCCGAGCCUAUUUACCAGAGCUAUCAUUUUAUCCAUUUGACAUUUCAAGAAUAUUUUGCUGCGCGGUACUUUGUACAACACUGGAAACACUGCCAACCUUUCAAGCAGCACCUGUUUGGUCAACAGAGCAACAGCGACGUAACUCCUGUUGAGUUUCUCAAGAAGAAUAAAUACAACGUACGGUACGACAUCAUGUGGCGCUUCGUUGCUGGGCUGCUAGACAAAGAGGACAAAGAGAAAAAUGCGGGUAAUUUCUUUGAGGAAAUAGAGAAAGCGCCGAUCGACCUUCUGGGACCUACCCACCAGCGGUUGGUCAUGCACUGCUUAAGCGAAACAGUCCACUUGCGACGUGAGGUUCGAAAGCCCAGGGAGGAACUGCUCUUACAAUGGGUGUUGUUUGAGAGAGACUUUACAGGAUCAUCGACCUUUGUGAGAGAAUCAGAGCUUCCAGAAGAGGUGUUUCACAGCGCAUUGACUACUUCUGGACGCAAAUUGGAUUUCUUAUCUGCUUUAUAUUAUCCUCAAAGGCACUUAUCAGAGAGAAUGGUAGCCACUCUUGUGGAACUCUUCAAGGACGAGAGCAGCGACGUACGAUGUUCCGCCGCUGAAGCUCUAGGCAACCAGUCGACUCUAUCAGACACCACUAUGGCUGCCCUUAUGGAACUCUUCAAGGACGAGAGCAGCGACGUACGAUGUUCUGCCGCUGAAGCUCUAGGCAACCAGUCGACAUUAUCAGACACAACCAUAGCCACCCUUAUAGAACUCUUCAAGGACGAGAACUGGAGUAAACAAAGGUCCGCCGCUUCAGCUCUAGGCAAGCAGUCAACGUUAUCAGACACUACUGUGGCUGCCCUUAUAGAACUCUUUAAGCACAAGGACCAGAGCAUACGAUCGUCUGCUGCUAAAGCUCUAGGCAACCAGUCGACAUUAUCAGACACAACCAUAGCUGCCCUUAUAGAACUCUUUAAGCACAAGGACCAGAGCAUACGAUCGUCUGCUGCUAAAGCUCUAGGCAACCAGUCGACAUUAUCAGACACAACCAUAGCCGCCCUUAUAGAACUCUUUAAGGACGAGGACCGGAGCGUACGAAGGUCCGCCGCUUCUGCUCUAGGCAACCAGUGGACGUUAUCAGACACAACCAUAGCCGCCCUUAUAGAACUCUUUAAGGACGAGGACCGGAGCAUGCAUUAG
Molecule: messenger RNA, 2076 nt
Organism: Colletotrichum spaethianum
Lineage: Eukaryota; Fungi; Ascomycota; Sordariomycetes; Glomerellales; Glomerellaceae
Product: HEAT repeat-containing taxis protein
Exons: 2
Coding region: 1-2076 (691 amino acids)
Molecular function (GO): oxidoreductase activity; protein binding
Source: RefSeq, a predicted model, not a curated record